Anguilla anguilla (European eel) is the source of this 1627-nucleotide messenger RNA. RefSeq names its product huluwa (gene hwa). The transcript is spliced from 3 exons. Bases 621 to 1613 code for a protein of 330 amino acids. NCBI's taxonomy places the organism in Eukaryota, Metazoa, Chordata, Actinopteri, Anguilliformes, Anguillidae. The record is from RefSeq and is a predicted model, not a curated record.
CAGACGUAUUGUUCCACUGAGUUCCAUGCCAUGCCUCUGGCACGUGAGAAAUAGCCAAUCGUAUGUGUUGUUACCUACUUGUAAUUCUUAUUUCAAGGGCGUAUCAACAAGCCGAGGAUCAAUUUAAAACUGAUUACCAAAUUUCUCAAAGAUGCUACGGUAGCCUAUAUUAUCUACAGCAUUAUAUUCUUUUUUUUCGCAGGUUUUUUCGGGAGACUUUACUCCGAGCGGCUUUCCGCCAUUGCACGUAUCAAGCUUAGGAAACAAUUUACAUAGGCCUAGCUAGCUUUACAAAAUACGGCAUUAUAGCAGUCGUUUAAAUUUUACUAGGCUACAAUUCAUAAAACAUGGCUUUUUUAAGUUCACAUACCUUGUGUUUGUGCAAAAGCCCGUUUGGAAAUCCAGCCAGACGCCCAACUGAGUAUUGCAGCCGUGACAGAAUUGUGCGGUUUGAAGCGACCUGUCUGUCUGACCUUUGGUGGAGACAUUGCGCACCUGUGUUUAACGACAAGAAUCGGAAUUUUUGCAUUUUGUUUUAAUGCCACCGCAAUAUCUGAAUACUUUAAUCAUCUGGUAAAAUACUGGGCCUAACGUUAGACUAACAGUAAAUUUGAAAUGCAAUGUCGCAAACUGGUCCAUCUGUAACGCCCUCCGCUUUGACCGAAGGUUUGCCUAUUUCAAGUUUAACUCUGUUGAUACUCUUACUAAUACCAUGCGUGGUUCUUCUCCUCUUAUUGAACUGCGUGAUACUGGGAUACAAAUUAUUCCUUUUUGCGAAGAGAAAGAGGGGUAGGCGACGUUUGAGCCCCGAAAGCACGCUUUUACAAUCAACGUUAUCAACAGAACAGAGAAUUACAAGAAUCUCGAUGCCUUCAUUCUCGAACAAAAAUGGGAAAAGAAACUUUAUAUCGGUUUCAGAGCCAAUGUUAGCGCACCCCGUGACUUCAUCCCUCACCUCUUCCAAAGAGCGGGCGGCCACGGCUCAGAGAUUCAGGGUCAUGGUGCCAGAUGGAACUAGACGAGGAGGAUCUGAGUAUUUGAAGGCACCAAGCACAAUACUAGCCACGAUGUCUACAACUGGCUCGACCUCGAGAGCCGACCUGCCCCGUAGGACAUGCAUGUACGCAAAGAGCGCGCUGGACUGGCGGAGAAGUGCACCUGUCUUACUGCAGUCCAGCGAUUCAGAGGCAGAUCGUCCUAACAGAGUGCCCCCAAAUUCCCCGGAGCUGAGUGCGCCGACUUUAGGGGACACCUCAGGGACCAUGCGUCGGAGCAGCACUAUGGAGUUGCUGAAUGAAAUUAAAAACACGAGUGUUAACCAUGUUGACUCGAAGCUGGAGUACGAGUAUGCCAGCAGUAUUCCCCCAGAGAGCCUGUGCUUUAUUGCGUCUGCCAACUCCUCCAUCGUGGGUCCUGGCUUAGACAGUGACUUCGGAGCCAGCGCAGGUGUUUCCCUGCGGAUCCUCUCGUCUGACAGUGAUGGCCUUUCCAAUGCAUUCUUAGGGUCAGGCCUUGAGUGGGACUACUAUGAUCCAAGUUAUGUGAGACAGAACCAUGUACCCAAACACCUGCAUCACAUGCCCACCGUCACCACCAAACAAUAUUGGGUUUGAUGUACAUUUUUUUU